Messenger RNA from Pogona vitticeps (central bearded dragon), 1302 nucleotides. It is a transcript of the gene TMEM242, whose product is annotated as transmembrane protein 242. The record is from RefSeq and is a predicted model, not a curated record. Lineage: Eukaryota; Metazoa; Chordata; Lepidosauria; Squamata; Agamidae.
CUGCGUCUCCAUCCGGGCGGCCGCGAAAGGGAGGCGGUGCUUGCUGGCCUUCCGCCUCCGGGCGGGCCCGAUUCGAAGCAUGGAGCCGGCCUUAGCUGAGGGAAGCGGCGGGGAGACUGCCCGGAGGAGCCCGGCAUCUGCCUCCGCCGAGACGGAAGAAGCACGGCGGCAGCAGUCCCUCAUCAAAGGUGGAAUUUUUCUUGCUACUUUUGCUACUGCAGGAAUUCUAGCAGGUUUUGGUACUACACUAGCCAUGGCUAAGAAGAAAAACCCCAACUGGUUCAAUAAGGGUAUGCUUGCCACAGCAACUUUGCCAGAAAGCGGUUCAUCCCUUGCCUUGCGUGCCUUAGGAUGGGGCUCACUGUAUGCCUGGUGUGGAGUGGGACUGAUCAGUUUUGCUGUCUGGAAAGCUUUGGGUGUUCACAGUAUGAAUGAAUUCCAGAACAAAAUACAGUCGUUUUUCCCAUCAGUUCGCAAAAAUACAGUGCAGCCUGUUGAAUGGGAUGAGAUUUUGAAGUCUAAAUGAAGAGGACGUGGAGAAAUGAAUGUUGAACACUUUCAAAAUGCAUACGUGUGAAAUGUGCAUGGAAAUGUGACUCUGCAAGAAACAGACAAAAAGAGGAAAUGGAUAAUUACAAAUAUAAGAGCAUGGUGUUAGUUUAAAGAGAAGAGUAAUACCUUGCUAUUUGAUUGUUGGUGAAGUUCAGGGGAGAGCUCAGUAUGUGUCACUAAAACAAAGAAACUUAUCUCAACAGUAGGCAUUGAUACAAUAACUUAACCUGUAUUCUUUUUCAGAAGAGAUUAUAAAUUGGAGAGAACAGGUUGCCAUUUACCUUUUUACUGAGAGUGGACAGCUACUGCCACCUGGAAACUGUGUGACAGUGGCUCUAUCUUACUUUUCUGUUUGGCAUACUGCUAUAUAAGAAUGUUAAAAGAUGGUUGCAGCGAGUAAAACAGACCAAACAUAUCGAAUGUCUGCCUCUCUCUGCUGGAUUUGAACCAGCCAUCAGAAGGCAAUGCGAUUACAAGUUCCCACUGUAAUGAAGAUGCAAGUUCUUGGUUCAUUUCUGACUCUAGGCAGAGCCCAACUAGCUAAAGAGAACACAUUAAAGAGGACCCUAAGGAUGAUCAGCUUUCUCUAAUGUCUUUAGUGGAGCAGAACUCUGAGAGGGCAAUUGUGUGCUCUCUGGAUCAAGCAUUUGCAUCCUCUUGCGUUGUUAUGAUUGGGAAUGACAUGGUACUUUGCUGUUGUUUCUGUUCAUGGGGUUUUCUUGGCAAAUAUACUGAAGUGGCUUGCCAGUU